Messenger RNA from Heterobasidion irregulare TC 32-1, 1221 nucleotides. RefSeq lists its product as uncharacterized. Gene Ontology annotation, biological process: signal transduction. Lineage: Eukaryota; Fungi; Basidiomycota; Agaricomycetes; Russulales; Bondarzewiaceae. The record is from RefSeq and is a predicted model, not a curated record. The transcript has 6 exons. Bases 96 to 863 code for a protein of 255 amino acids. Gene Ontology annotation, cellular component: cytoplasm.
CGCCUUCGAACCAACCACCAUCAUCUCUCCCUCGACCAUCCUGUUCAAACACAACUCACCCACCCCUCACAGCCAACCCCUUUCCGUCAUCUACAAUGCCUGAGUCCCGUGAAGAUUCCGUCUACCUCGCAAAGCUCGCUGAGCAGGCCGAGCGGUACGAAGAGAUGGUCGAGAACAUGAAGCGUGUCGCUUCGUCCGACCAGGAGCUCACAGUCGAGGAGCGCAAUCUCCUGUCCGUGGCGUACAAGAACGUCAUCGGCGCCCGCCGCGCGUCAUGGCGGAUCGUCUCCUCCAUCGAGCAGAAGGAGGAGUCAAAGGGCAACGAGGCGCAGGUAUCGAUGAUCAAGGGCUACAGAGAGAAGAUCGAGAGCGAGCUCGCGAAGAUCUGCGAGGACAUCCUCGACGUCCUUGACAAGCACCUCAUCCCCUCGGCUGCCUCCGGCGAGUCGAAGGUCUUCUACCACAAGAUGAUGGGUGACUACCACCGCUACCUCGCCGAGUUUGCCCUUGGCGACAAGCGGAAGGACAGCGCCGACAAGUCGCUUGAGGCUUACAAGUCGGCUUCUGACGUGGCGGUCACCGAGCUCCCACCGACGCACCCUAUCCGCCUCGGGCUCGCAUUGAACUUCUCCGUCUUCUACUACGAGAUCCUCAACAGCCCCGACCGCGCGUGCCACCUCGCCAAGCAGGCGUUUGACGACGCCAUUGCCGAGCUCGACACGCUCUCAGAAGAGAGCUACAAGGACUCGACCCUCAUCAUGCAACUUCUCCGGGACAACCUGACGCUCUGGACAUCGGACAUGCAGGACUCUGCCGACAAGCCUUCGGAGAAGGAUGACGCUGGCGACGCGGCCGACGAGUAAAUAUCGUGGUAGCUCCCAUUUUGUGUCGAUGUCGUCCAGAGUCGUGUGCGUCGAGCACGCUCGACGACGGCAAGGUUACAUGGCAUUGCUUUCUUAUUUGUCUGCAUCGCUUGCAUCCACCGUUCCCCCAUUGCCUGUCUCCACCUCCUCCCAUCCCGAUCCGCAUUGUCCAUUUUUUUUUACCUCGUUUAUUCCAUUCUUUUUCUGUUGCCCCUGAUUCGCGAAGAUUACGUCCGAUCCUUUUUCUGUCCCUUGAUUCGACGAUUUGACCCCCUGUUUUGGGGGUCGCUCCUUGGAGGGUUGAAGUAGUUUGUCGACAUGAAUGAAACCAAUCUCCUAAUGAUCUUUUUCUUGCGUG